UACUUUCAUUCCAUGUCUGGACGCGACGGAAAGUAGAAGUGUUUCGAAUUCGCUGCGCAGUGAUUGUCCAAUGGAGUUUUCCUCCAUCCCACCCGCAGCAGAUGUGUGGGCUGUGUCAGUGGGCAGACGAACAGGAUCAGCACCGCGCCAUAGGACUCUAGUCAGGAAAGCCGUUGUUACGAAACACACGUAGGAUGUGAAUUGAUGCUGCGCUUGAACUUUCAGUGAAUGGAUAAUAAUUUAAUCCAACAAAAAAGAUUGAAUUGUUUGCUUGUGGAAAUGCUUACCUACCGAGUAAGGGAAUAUACAUAUGAAAUGAGGAUAUUAUGUGGACGUUAAUGUAUCCGGAACAUCUCAACUUGAAUUACUAACAGUCAGUAGUAAAGAAUUAGUAUAACAGUUCCAAGUAACAACAUCAAUGAAGUACAUGUGACCAAAUCACUAUAUGAUAGCGUCAAUAGUCCAGCUCACGUUUUCCUCACACGAUUUGUCGUACGGAAAAUGUGACCUGCCCAGUUACAUAGCAUAGUGUGACUAGGAGCAUAUUAGUGAGUGAGCUGAACCUAGUUGAAUGAAAGUAGUGCCAACACGUGAAAAUGAGGGAUAUGACGCUGUGUGAAUUGUUCAAUGAAAAAAAGGAAAGGAUGGUGUCAUAAAAAGGAUUACACACCUUGCGAAUUGUGUGGCAGAGCGUGGUGUCUGAUUAUGCUACUCUGUCGUAUGGUGUUCGGAAAAAUCGAAUGAGUCGAUCUCCUUAUAUACCUGUAUCAAUUAGUCUACCAGGAAGGAUUUUCAGUUUCAGUAGUUCUGCAUUUAUUGUGUAUGCUGAGUAUUGGCUGCGAAUUCAUUUGAAUCGAAUCGGUAAUUGUAUCACACUUGGAUGGGUUUCCAAGCACAUGCUUGAACACAUUUCGCCGAUAUUGCUUCAUUUGGAAAUGUCACCGAUAGUAUUCCUGGAUGAGUAACAUCUCCCGUAGAGAGACUCCCCCGUCCAAACAGCAUUAUACCACUCAACGCAACGUCAGCCGCAGAGUACCACAUGUACAUGACGUAUAGCUGAACAUUGGCAUUGAUUUCACGUGUACACAGCAUGGAAUGGCUGCUUGAAGGCCCUCAGAUCCAGAGCACCUUCGGUUCACUGGGUUCGUACAUCGAUGGUGUUUACCACAUUAAUGAUAAUUGCCAGGAGACUUUGUAUGAAAUCAUUCUAAAGCUUACCGUUGAAGAUGUCUACCUCAGGACUUUCCGGAGGGCCAUCGGAUUUGGACAGAAUGUCAAAAAUGACACCGUGCCUCUAUUGAUCCAUGCUAGAGAUUCUAAAAUCAUCGACACUAACAUUCGGCUGUUAGUCAACUUGACCGUUCCCGUGGAAUGUUUGCUUCCGGUGGAAUCUGUUUCAACAACUGAAAUAGGAAGACUAACCGUAUUCGAGUUGAAUAAGUUGCUGGUAACUAGUAAAGAGGUGUUUGCGGAUUUAAAGGCGACAAAAGCGGUUAUUGAUUUUAUGAAGUGGAUACUGGAGACCGAUGGAAAGCUGACAAAUAAUAACUGUAACAGUAUAAACAACUGUUUGCUUUUGUUAAGAAAUAUUUUACAUGUUCCUGAGGGAAACCAAAACCAAAUUAUCUGGAAUCUGUUCACGCAAAGUUUGGACAAGUUGUUAUUGUACCUGAUGUCCUGUCCUCAGCGUGCCUAUUGGGCUGUAACAGUAGCCCAGUUGAUAGCACUUUUAUUCAAAGACCAGCAUGUUGGUACCUUGCAGAAGCUCUUGAACAUCUGGCUCGAAACUACUUCGUCGGAAAGCUGCGAGGAUAACGAAAGCAACACGUCGCCUACGAAACGAUGGAUUGAGGGGUCAAGCUCAAUGCUUACCUCCGAUUCGUCUGACUAUGGAAGUGCCAUUAUGCCGACUUUGAAUAAAAAUGUUAAAGAUGCUGCCAAAUCAACGAACUGUAAUGAGGGAGCUAAUUGCUACAUCAUACAUUCGCUUGAUCAAGAGACACCAUUAAUCGAUAAAAGUGAAUUUAAGACCAAAUCUCUGUGUACUAACAUAAUCAAUCAAAUACAUAGUGUUCAAUCAUCAUCGCAAAUACACCACGCACAUAAUUCCGACUCGUGUAUUGCUUCUACGAUUAGAACGCAAUCGUCUUCUAAAUGUAAUCCACUAAUAGGCUCAAAACAGCCGAUUGAAAUUUCAUCCAACCAACGAUUUAAAAAUCAAAAUACGAUGUCACUUUCUAAGAACUCCGACUGUGGCUAUGGAACACAGGGGAUCUCAACAUCCAGCAGCGAAGAGGACACAGCGAACUGUAAACCGGUACACCAGAAACCUCCUCCGAAUCAAAAGCAACGAUUGAACGCUGCCAACAAACAGCACCAUCCGAUGUUAAUUCAGGAGAUAAAAGAACAACGUAGAAAAAAAUUGGUGAAACGUAACAAGAGCAACAUUGCUAAUAUGAAAGAGUUAAUACACCCUACGAAUGACGACAUAUCCAACUUAUUGAAAGAGUUCACCGUCGAUUUUCUCGUCAAAGGGUACAGCCACUUGAUACAAGAGCUUCAUGGUUUGCUCCUAACGGAUAGGCAAAUACAAAUCGAUACAUCGCAUUUCUUCUGGUUGUUGACGUACUUUCUCAAGUUUGCCACCCAGUUGGAACUAGACUUGGAGAAUAUCAGCAGCGUGCUCUCUUUUGACAUUAUCAGUUAUUUGACGUACGAGGGUGUGAUGUUAUGCGAGCAGCUAGAACAACAAAGUGGUGAGAGCCCCGCCGACACUAAACCGUGUCUUAGAAGGAUCCAUCUGGUUGUAACUGCAAUACGAGAAUUUUUACAAGCGCUGGAUACUUAUAAACAGAGCACUUAUUUAUCAAUGGAAGAAAAUCAACAGUUGCGCACACUGCAGCAUCAGAUCAGCAGGUCCGAAAAUUUGAAAUGUCUGUUUGUACUGUUGUUGAGAUGCUACAAUUCAGAACUGCAAAGUAGACAGUACCUGCAGGAUUUGAUAGUGACCAACCAUUAUCUCAUGUUACUGUUAAAUGAUUCGAAUGUUAGUCCGGGUACGCGCCGUGGUGGCUUUGAGGAUCACUUGAAAGAAUUUGCGACGGCAGACAUAAUGCAUCGGUAUGGAUUGCUGCUGGAAAGUUUUCAAAGUAAUGGAGCAUUCGUGAACGAUUGCAUCUUCACAAUGAUGCACCACGUGGGCGGUGAUCUCGAGCAAAUUAACAUGCUAUUUCAGUCUGAUAUAUUGAAAACUUUCUCGCAGGUUUGGGAAACCAAGCACGAAAUAUGCGAUGAUUGGUCAGAUUUGAUCGAGUAUGUAAUCCACGAGUUCAUGAGCGCUCAACACCCCAACGCAGAUAAAGCUACUAGCUGGUUGCUAGAGUCAAGUAGUCAAGAUUCGAGUGGUGAUCGGUUGGACACGUGGACACAGGAAGAGAAAGAUUGUCUCCACUGGUACUACUUCCAGUGCAAACGUAGCAAAUUUUUUGUAGCGGAUAUUCUGAAACUUUUCCAAGAAAAUGGGAAUUAUCAGAAGAAUCGAAUUUCGAUAAUCGAACAACUGCGGAAGCUGGACGUUAUUUCAUUGGAUCAAUAUAAUGAACUUAUGAAAUCAGAAGAUUCGAAUCAUUUCCCCAAUAAAAAUGGAUACAGAAUUUUGCCAAACACUUCAGAUGACAUAAAGGAUAUUCUCAAUCGGAUGCGAAAAGAACAUAAAGAAAUCAUGAUUCUGUGGUUGCAAAGGGCUCUGCUGGAAUGUUGCUUUGUCAAGCUAAGUUUACUCGAGGGUAACGCCACUGCUGCGGAGCGUGACAGCAAUGUCCUCAUGGAACCUAUGCCAUACAACUGCAUUUUGAAAAAGAAGUCUAUCCCGGUAGUACCUUGGAACAGGGAACAGUCAACUUUUUUGACAUACCAACCCUUCGUAACCCUGUUGCACAAGCUCGGAUUUCUCCUGCCGGACAAUGUCAAAAAAAUCUAUGUUCGAAUCCCGAAGUUCUGGACUGUUGAUAUUCUAUAUAGCAUUGCUCAGAUACUCGGACCGCUUGAAAAUAGCAUGGAUAAAUUUAAGUUGGAUCAUCUCAAAAAGCUUUUUGCGAAGCAUGCUAAUGGUAAUAUAUGUUCAAACGUGGAUAAGAUCUAAAAACUAAGAAACAUAUAACCACCGCUUUUCCGAUUGAAGAUAUCAUUAGAAAAUUUGAUGUACUAGUUGUGGAAGUAGAACCAGAUUUAUGUACACGAUAUCGUCUGUUAAAAUAUAUUAUUCGAAGCUGCA
Molecule: messenger RNA, 4273 nt
Organism: Topomyia yanbarensis
Lineage: Eukaryota; Metazoa; Arthropoda; Insecta; Diptera; Culicidae
Gene: tim
Product: protein timeless
Exons: 12
Coding region: 1091-4141 (1016 amino acids)
Biological process (GO): replication fork arrest; DNA repair; DNA replication checkpoint signaling
Cellular component (GO): replication fork protection complex
Molecular function (GO): DNA binding
Source: RefSeq, a predicted model, not a curated record